CUCGGUGGUCGCGAAUCGAAAACGCCUCCGGAAUUGUUGCGCCCGUCCCACCUCCAAUGGCGGAUCAUCGCGUCGCGGUAAUCAUCGAGUUGAUUUCCUAUUUUUAUCCUCUCAAGGAUCAAGAAUCUUGCCCCCCACGAAGAACGAGAAAGAAGGGGCUGAAGCAAAGGCCUCCAAGGAUCAGAGCUAUCCCUUUUUGCUCGAGAGUCGGCGAUGAUCGCUUGAGGUAUUCCUCUCGCCUCUCUUUCUUUGUCCCCUUCUUUGAUUGAAUGUAGGUCGAUGCUCUUGGCAAAUUGUUUAGGGCUCUGAGAUAAUCUGAGAUAUCUGGUUGCUUCACUCCUCUGUACCUCGAGUUAUUUCUGAGGUACACCAAGGAAAAAGGUGGGCCCAAAAAGAAAACGAAGCAAACCCUGCGUGAGCGAGAUAGCUGAUAAUUUCUUGAGGUCAAUCAGAAAAAGAAAAAAAAGGUGCAUUCACCGAGGCAAGGAGAAAAAGGAAGCAAUCCUUGUUUGGGUGUGCAAGCUGAUGGUUGCUUGACGUACACUUUCACCUCUCUUUGGUUAAAAGGUUGAAUCUAGGUUCUGAUUCUUGACAAAUUCUUGAGGGGUUUUGGCGCAAUCCUUAUAACUUAUUACGUUAUUUUAAUUAACUUCUUAGGUCAAUCAGAAGAAGGUGCAAAAAAAGAAAAGGAGAAGCAAUUCCUGCAUAAGCAAUAGAAACGAUGGUUGCUUGAGUGCUGCAGUAGUCUGUCUUGUGCUGAAUACCUUAGUUCCACAACGUGGCAACCCACAAAUUUGAGCUGAGGGGGAAGUUUCUAAAACAUGGCAUCACUUGCUGAUAUUGGGAUGUCUGCUGCCCUGAAUAUCCUAUCUGCAUUGAUAUUUCUGAUUGUUUUUGCUGUACUCCGGCUUCAACCAUAUAAUGAUAGAGUAUAUUUUCCUAAGUGGUACCUGAAAGGGAUUAGAAGCAGCCCAACACAUUCAGGAAACUUUAUAAAGAAGUUUGUUAACUUGGACUGCAGAACAUAUUUGAGAUUUUUGAAUUGGAUGCCUGCAGCAUUAAGAAUGCCGGAGCCUGAAUUAAUCGACCAUGCAGGACUGGAUUCUGCCGUGUAUAUCAGGAUCUAUCUACUUGGGUUAAAAAUUUUUGCGCCUAUAGCUGUGCUUGCAUUUGGUGUUUUGGUUCCUGUUAAUUGGACUGGUGGAACACUGGAGAACAGUAAAGAUUUAACAUUCAGUGAUAUCGAUAAGCUCUCUAUAUCUAACAUUCAACCUGGUUCAGAAAGGUUCUGGGUGCAUUUGGCAAUGGCCUAUGUUUUUACACUUUGGACAUAUUGUGUAUUGUACACUGAAUAUAAGAAAAUAGCAUCGAUGAGGUUGCAUUUUUUGGCUUCUGCAAAUAGACGACCAGAUCAAUUUACUGUUCUUGUGAGAAAUGUUCCACCUGAUCCUGAUGAAUCAGUGAGUGAGCAUGUUGGCCAUUUUUUUUCUGUGAAUCAUCACGAUCAUUAUCUCACACACCAGGUUGUAUAUAAUGCUAAUAAUCUCGCAAAAUUGGUUGAGAAAAGAAAAGGCUUAGAAAACUGGUUUAUCUACUACGAAAACAAGUACAAUCGAAAUACUAACAUCAGGCCAACUACAAAGACAGGACUUUUUGGUCUGUUGGGAAAGAGUGUGGAUGCCAUUGACUACUAUAAGGCUGCGAUAGAACAGCUACUGAAAGAAGAAGCAUCAGAACGAGAAAGGAUAAUUAGUGAUCCUAAUGCUAUAAUGCCAGCAGCUUUUGUGUCAUUUAAAACCCGAUGGGGUGCAGCUGUUUGUGCCCAAACACAGCAAUCAAGUAAUCCAACUUUGUGGUUAACAGAUUGGGCUCCUGAGCCCCGUGAUGUAUAUUGGCCCAAUCUUGCUAUCCCCUUUGUUGAGCUUACAAUUCGGAGGUUAAUUAUGGCUGUUGCAAUUUUCUUUCUUACCUUUUUCUUUAUGAUCCCGAUUGCAUUUGUUCAAUCUCUAGCCAAUAUUGAGGGAUUCGAGAAGGUCUUUCCUCUCUUAAGGUCUCUAAUAGAAACGAAUCUAAUUAAGUCAUUCAUACAAGGUUUUCUACCAGGAAUUGCAUUAAAGGUCUUCCUUAUUCUUCUUCCAACAAUACUCAUGACAAUGUCCAAGAUAGAGGGUCACACAUCCUUAUCAACAUUGGACAGGAGAUCUGCUUCUAAGUACUAUCUUUUUCUUCUGGUUAAUGUAUUUCUUGGGAGUGUUAUUACAGGAACAGCAUUUCAACAACUAAAUAGUUUCAUUCACGAAUCUGCUAACACAAUUCCUGUAACUGUUGGGAUGUCUAUUCCAAUGAAAGCAACAUUUUUCAUCACCUAUAUAAUGGUUGAUGGAUGGUCAGGUAUUGCUGCCGAAAUACUUAGACUGAAACCAUUGAUCAUUUUCCAUCUGAAGAAUACAUUUUUAGUCAAGACUGAACAAGAUCGUGAGCAAGCUAUGGAUCCUGGCAGUUUAGAGUUUGCAUCCUCAGAACCAAGAAUACAACUAUAUUUCUUGCUUGGAUUUGUAUAUUAUGUUAUCACCCCAAUUUUUCUUCCAUUCCUACUCAUCUUCUUCGGCCUGUCAUAUGUUGUGUUCCGCCAUCAGGACUCAUUUCAUAAUAGCUUUUCAUUAUUCGUAGUUUGGAGUUUAGGUUACAGACUAGCUGUGCACGGAAUUAAGAUCAUAAAUGUAUACACUCAAGAAUAUGAAAGUGCUGCUGCAUUCUGGCCAGAUGUCAUUAGACGGGUGAUUAUUGCAAUGAUAAUCUCACAACUUUUGCUUAUGGGCUUGAUGAGUACUAAACAUGGUUCUCUUACUGUUCCUAUACUUGUUCUUCCUUUGUUGACAAUAUGGUUUCACAUAUACUGCAAGAGUCGAUUCGAACCAGCAUUUAUCAAGUUUCCCCUGCAGGAUGCAAUGGUAAAGGACACGCUAGAACGAGCAACAGAGCCACACCUAAAUUUGAGAGCUUACCUUCAAGAUGCAUAUGUCCACCCGGAUUUUCACAGCGAAGAUGUGGAGCAUCCAAUGAUUAUCGAGGAAGAAAACAAUACGCUUGUCCCGACCAUACGAACCUCCCGAAGGAGUACUCCUGGGGAAAGCAAAUAUAACUCUGAAGUUGGUUCUGAAUGUGAGUACUAAGUCAACUUUGUAUUCUUUGUCUCUUGAUCCUUAUCAUUGUGAAUGUCUUGUAAGGUCUUGUUGAUACCUCCUCUCUGUGAGCUUCAGGCGUUCUUAUACCCGCCUUACUUAUGGGGUAAGAUAACAACAUUACCAGAUACCUAAGUUUGGAACUCGUUGUUGGAUAUAACAUGCUCAUACUUAACCAGCUUUAGGAAAUGCUAAUAUCUGCUCUACGGCGGUAGCUCAGGCCAAGUCAG
Messenger RNA from Musa acuminata subsp. malaccensis (wild Malaysian banana), 3412 nucleotides. NCBI's taxonomy places the organism in Eukaryota, Viridiplantae, Streptophyta, Magnoliopsida, Zingiberales, Musaceae. The record is from RefSeq and is a predicted model, not a curated record.